Galleria mellonella (greater wax moth) is the source of this 760-nucleotide messenger RNA. Its product is annotated as histidine-rich glycoprotein-like. Lineage: Eukaryota; Metazoa; Arthropoda; Insecta; Lepidoptera; Pyralidae. The record is from RefSeq and is a predicted model, not a curated record. The transcript has a single exon. Bases 35 to 760 code for a protein of 241 amino acids.
UUGUAUAUCACAGUGCAACAGAAACAGUACGACGAUGAAGGCGGCCCUAGUGCUGAGCUGCGUGGUGCUACUUCUAGCGGUAGCCCACGCACGGGACCUCAGGGAGAAACGCGAUGCCGACCUCGAGCCCGCCGCGUCACAUCAUCAUGAAAAAGGUGGUGGUAAGGAACACCACGCCCAUCACCAUCACGAACACGGCGGCAAGGGCCAUAAAGGAUACAAGGGGCACCACCAUCAUGAACAUGGAAAAAAAGGCCACCACCAUCACGAAGGACACAAGGGACACCAUGACGAACACGGCGGACACAAGAAACACCACCAUCACGACGAGGGCCAUCACCACGAACAUCACCAUGGCGAAAAGGGUGAAAAGGGACAUGGAUAUGAAGAAAAAGGCCAUUAUCAUAAAGGACAUUCCACAAAAGGACAUCACGGCGUUCAUAAAGUAGACGAGUUUAAAAAGGACAAACACUUCCAUGACAAACACGGUGAAUCCGGUUACGAAGAAGGCCACGGUGGUCAUCACCACGAACAUGGGCACAAGAAAGGUGGCCACUUCCAUAAAGGACACAAACAUGGUGGCCACCAUGAACACCACCACGGAAAGAAAGGUCAUCAUGAAAAAGGAGGACACCACCACGAGCACAAAGGCCACCACGAUGAGGGCAGCCACCAUGAACACCACCACCACCACCAUGAUCAUGGGAAAAAAGGAGGCCACGAGGAUCAUAAACACUGGGGAUGGAAGAAAGGACAUUAG